Messenger RNA from Pseudophryne corroboree (corroboree frog), 1691 nucleotides. It is a transcript of the gene ECI2, whose product is annotated as enoyl-CoA delta isomerase 2. The record is from RefSeq and is a predicted model, not a curated record. Gene Ontology annotation, molecular function: delta(3)-delta(2)-enoyl-CoA isomerase activity; fatty-acyl-CoA binding. Gene Ontology annotation, cellular component: peroxisome; mitochondrion. Bases 52 to 1452 code for a protein of 466 amino acids. The transcript has 11 exons. Lineage: Eukaryota; Metazoa; Chordata; Amphibia; Anura; Myobatrachidae.
AAUGACGAAUCAGAGAACAUGUUGCAUUAAAUCAUUGUAGUAAUUAAAUGCAUGGACUGUGUGUUCGUGUGUGCCAGAAGGGAAGGGGCGGGACCACCACUGCUCCCUCACUGGAUGCCGCAGCUGCCUAUCAUGCAGGUGACUGCUAUGGCUGCUGCCUUAUUUCGUGCUCAGAGCACACAGAGGUUCCCACUUUAUAGUGCAAUCAGAGCCCGUAGCUGGAGUCGCGUUACCUCCCUUGGCAUACACACAACUGGAGGAUAUAUGCAGGCAAAUCGGAAAGACUUUGAGAAAGCACAAAAUGAAUUAAAAUUGCUGAAAAAGGAUCCUGGCAAUGAUGUAAAACUGAAGUUGUAUGCUCUGUUUAAGCAGGGAACACAGGGAACUUGUAGUACACCAAAACCAAGUAUGUUAGACUUUGUUAACAAGGCAAAGUGGGAUGCCUGGAGUGCUCUUGGAAGCUUAUCAAAGGAUGAAGCCAGACAAUCCUAUAUAGAAAUCGUUUCUAAUCUCAUCUCUUCUGAGUCUCCUACCACAAAUCCAUCAUCCUCAUCAGGAGCUGAACGGAAAUAUGAAACGCUACAAGUUUCUUGCCAGAAUAAUAUAACUACAAUAUUUCUGGAUAGGCCGGAAAAGAAGAAUGCUAUCACUUUGCAGAUGUAUGAGGAGAUUGGUCUGGCUUUAGAAGAAGCUGGAAAAGAUGAUUCUGUUAUCACUGUCCUGACUGGACAUGGUGAUUUUUUUUGCAGUGGUAAUGACUUGAAUAAUUUCACAAACAUUCCGGCAGGAGGCAAAGAGAAGAUGGCUAGCGAUUCUGCAGUAGUUUUACAGGCAUUUGUUGGUAAAUUAAUCGAUUUCCCUAAGCCACUCAUUGCCGUUGUAAAUGGGCCUGCAAUUGGUAUCUCAGUGACUAUAUUGGGGUUGUUUGACCUUGUCUAUGCUACGGAAAGGGCAACUUUCCACACUCCUUUCAGCCAGUUAGGGCAAAGUCCGGAGGGUUGUUCUUCAUACACUUUCCCUCGUAUUAUGGGUGUAAGCAAAACAAGAAAACACAAACACAUUUUCCAGCAUACCAUAAUGGACCAGCAAAAGAGACUUACGUCAUACAGGAUAAUAGAAAUUCAGAGAUCUCCGUUCCAUUUGCAAACCUUGGCUGUAGAAGUACUUCUAUUCAACAAGUUGCUGACCGCACAUGAAGCAUGUAAACUUGGACUGGUCGCUGAGGUUUUUCCAGACAGCACUUUCCAAAAAGAAGUUUGGGAAAGAUUGAAGGCUUAUAGUAGCUUACCUAAAAAUUCCUUGGCUUUCUCCAAGCAGCUGAUUCGUGAGACUGAAAAGGAGAAGCUGCAUUCUGUGAAUAUUCAAGAGUGUGAACGCCUGAAGGAGCGCUGGCUGUCAGAGGAAUGCAUGAAUGCAAUUAUAAGCUUCUUCCAAAAGAAAGCAAAAUUAUGAUUUUUGCUUUUAGGCUCUUUAGGUUAUGGAAUAUUUCAUUUGUAUACUAAGAUAACCUUAUUACCCAAGAAAACAUUCAUUUUACUAACUCUGUUUUCAUAGUAAUACCACCAUUUGGGGUUUUAUAUAAAUUAAAAUAUAUCUGCAGUUAUCUGAUUAUAUACUUUUUCUGUUGAUCUUUUCUUCAUCAUGUUUGUUCAUUUAAAAUUUUGGGCAGGUUAUAAAUACUUAAAACUUUA